CUUUGGUACUUUGGCGUUCAAACACUCAUGAAAAAUAAAAAAGUUUGACAUUUUUAACAUUUUGGGGCAUGAUCGUGCCCUUUAUCUCGCUUUUGCGUGGACUUUCUUCAUCUCUUGGCGUGGGUCGUUAUUGCACGAUGGCAACAAUUCCAAAGAGGGCUAAGCCAGGGCCUGGACACGGCGAAGACAGAUUGAUUUGGGUGGAUUGUGAGAUGACUGGGCUGGAUAUCAACAUCUGUCACCUCAUCGAAGCAGCCUGCCUCAUCACGGAUAAAGACUUAAACAUUGUGGCGACAGGUCCAGAGCUCAUCAUACACCAGCCAGAUGAGAUCAUGGACAACAUGAACCCAUGGUGCAAAGAUCAUCACGGAGAGUCAGGACUCACUGCAGCAGUGAAGGCGAGUAAAAUUAGUCUCAAGCAAGCUGAAAUGGAACUACUGUCAUUCGUGCGAGAACAUACACCCCAAGGUGUCUGCCCCCUUGCUGGUAAUUCUGUCCACGCCGACAAGAAGUUCUUGGACAAAUAUAUGCCAGACCUCAUGAAGCACUUUCACUACAGAAUAGUUGAUGUCAGUACUAUCAAGGAGCUUUGUAAGAGGUGGUAUCCGGAACAUUAUAAAAAUGCACCACAGAAGAAACUCUCACACAGGGCCAUGGAUGACAUCAGAGAAAGCAUCGCUGAGCUAAGAUACUAUCAGAGAGCAAUAUUUAUUCCAAGCAACCAUCAUCCAAGUGGCAUUGGUGAGCGAUGAACUGUUGGAGAUGCUUUUUCAAGGACGAUCGUUUUGCUGCCUCACCAAAUAACCCAGAAAAAGUCAUUCAAAAUGAGAGUCUUGUCCCUUGAGAAUAAGAUAAGCUGACAGUUAUACCCUUGGCCGCAGCUACAUCUAAUUAGAGGUCGGAGGCAUCCACUUGAUAGUUAUUGUACACACCUGUAAUACGUGGCUUGUGUUCAGUUCAAAAAGUUAUGUGA
Molecule: messenger RNA, 973 nt
Organism: Lineus longissimus
Lineage: Eukaryota; Metazoa; Nemertea; Pilidiophora; Heteronemertea; Lineidae
Product: oligoribonuclease, mitochondrial-like
Exons: 4
Coding region: 69-752 (227 amino acids)
Cellular component (GO): mitochondrion
Molecular function (GO): 3'-5'-RNA exonuclease activity; nucleic acid binding
Source: RefSeq, a predicted model, not a curated record